Messenger RNA from Cylindrotheca closterium, 1743 nucleotides. The record is from the annotation of a GenBank genome assembly. NCBI's taxonomy places the organism in Eukaryota, Bacillariophyta, Bacillariophyceae, Bacillariales, Bacillariaceae.
AUGAAUGAUGAAUUGAACGGCAUCGAAGUCAUUCGCACCUACAUCAAUCGAGUUGUUUCGGGGGAUGGCAAAUGCCGCGGUAUGAAAGUGUUGUUGUUGGAUGCCUCUACGACGCAAAUAGUCUCUUGUGUGUAUUCACAGACGGAAAUAUUGAAUCAAGAAGUCUAUUUGGUAGCCAGAUUGGAUGACAACAAACAACACAUCAACCAAUCGCACCUCAAGGCAGUCUGUUUGGUCCGACCGACCGAAGCGUCCGUCGCCAGCCUGGUCAAAGAAUUGCAAUCUCCACGAUUUGCGGAAUACCAUAUAUUCUUUACGGGAAUUUUGAGCUCGGGACUCUUGCGGAUGUUGGCCGAAGAUGACGUCUCGGAACGGGUGCAACAAGUCCAAGAAUUUUAUGGCGACUUUGUGCCCAUCAAUGAAGAUUUGUUGACGAUGCAAUGCCGGAAUACACUGGCCAUGUGCGUGGCGGCUGGAACUAGUUGGGCUCCUCAAUACGCCCAUUUGUACGAACGCAAUGUGAAAGGAUUGGAAGGGAUUCUGCUAAGCCUCAAACGACAACCGAUUGUUGGGAUUCGAUUUGCCAAACAUUCGGCGUGUGCGGAAGAACUGGCGCGGGACAUACACGAUGCGAUAGAAGCAGAUGAAAUAUUUCACUUUCGAAAGAAAAAUCGGAAGGGUACCAUGUUACUAGUGUUGGACAGAAGGGACGAUCCGGUGACGCCAUUGUUGAGUCAAUGGACAUAUCAAGCCAUGGUCCACGAAUUGCUGGGUCUCAAUAAUCACCGUGUCAUUCUAAAAGGAGCACCGAAUAUCACCGAAGAUUUGGAAGAAGUGGUGCUUAGUUCUGGUCAGGACAAGUUCUUUGCUGCCAAUCGACACAAGAACUUUGGAGAGUUGGGAGAAAACAUUCAAGAAUUGCUACGAAAUUAUCAAAAACAAACGGCACAACACAAUACCGCCAAUCUGAAUACCAUUGAAGAAAUGCAAGCCUUCAUGGAUAAGUUUCCAGAGCUGAGAUCACAAUCUCACAAUGUGUCCAAGCACGUGGCGAUAAUGGGGGAGUUGGCACGACUGGUGGAUCUUUGCAGUUUGAUGGAUGUUUCGCAAUUUGAACAAGAAUUGGCGUGCAAGGACGAUCAUACGGCGCACUGGAGAGAGUUGAUGGAAAAGUUGGGAUCCCCGCGUGUCAAGAUUCCCGACAAACUGCGGCUUGGAUUGUUGUAUGCCUUGAGAUAUGAAACCUCGGGGAAUUUGCACAUGGUCCAACAAGCCAUGAAAAAGGGUGGUGUUCCAGCGGACAUGGUGGAAUUGAUCAAUGUCAUGCUGCGAUAUGCGGGUACCAAAUCACGAGGGCCCGGUUUGUAUGGUGAAGAUCACAAUGCAUUGGUCAAGAUGACCAAGUCGUUCAUGACCAGUGUACAAGGGGUAUCGAAUGUCUACGCCCAACAUGUUCCACUCUUGAUGGAUACGCUCAAUGCCGUCACCAAGGGAAAACUGAGAACAGACACUCAUCCCUUUGUGGGCGGAUCCUAUGCCAAACCUGCAAGUGGUGUCCCGCCGGAAGCUGUCAUACCGAAUGAGAUUAUCGUAUACAUGGUGGGAGGUGUGACCUACGAAGAAGGUACCAAGAUUAGUGAAUUCAAUGAAGCCAACAAGGGAAGGAUCCAAGUGAUACUGGGAGGAAGCACGGUACACAAUAGUACUAGUUUCCUAGAAGAACUCAAAGCCACAGCAAUGUAA